Molecule: messenger RNA, 2495 nt
Organism: Anguilla anguilla (European eel)
Lineage: Eukaryota; Metazoa; Chordata; Actinopteri; Anguilliformes; Anguillidae
Gene: tspan5a
Product: tetraspanin 5a
Exons: 11
Coding region: 410-1285 (291 amino acids)
Biological process (GO): protein localization to plasma membrane; protein maturation; regulation of vascular endothelial growth factor signaling pathway
Cellular component (GO): membrane
Source: RefSeq, a predicted model, not a curated record
UCCCAUUGCACAACAACAAAGCAUCCGAUUGGUUGCUCACCCAGUCCGUCACAGAACAGCCAUGUCUGGGAAGAAAUGAACCGAACUCAUCUGUGACAUCUCUAGGAUUUAGCUCCGCUAAUCUAAACGGGAUCGUGUCAAGAACAACCGAGCUAUUCAUUUUAAAGAGAAAUUAUUAACAUAUUUUGUAUUUUCGGCGGCCAGAUUGACACCGUGUUUGUGUCAAGACGGGAGAAAUUAUGUUUCUCUUAUUAGAAGACGAGUAAACAGUUGGAACAUUUGAACAAUUCCUUGGAACCGCGUCCUGUGUGUAGUCGCCGGAUCACUGAGCCGGCUGCCUUACUUAUUUUAUAUGAUUCCGUCGCCUUGUUUUUAUUUUGGGGCCAACGUAUGUUGAUGAAAAUCGAGCAUGUCAGGAAAACAUUACAAGGGUCAUGAAGUCAGUUGUUGCAUCAAAUAUUUUAUAUUUGGAUUCAAUAUAAUAUUUUGGUUGCUAGGAGUUGCCUUUUUGGGGAUCGGACUGUGGGCAUGGAGCGAGAAGGGUGUGCUCUCCAACAUCUCAUCCAUUACGGACCUGGGGGGGUUCGAUCCCGUCUGGCUCUUCUUGGUGGUCGGGGGGGUGAUGUUCAUCUUGGGCUUCGCCGGCUGCAUCGGAGCUCUGAGGGAGAACACCUUCCUGCUCAAAUUUUUCUCUGUGUUUCUCGGGAUCAUCUUCUUCUUGGAGCUGACUGCAGGGGUGCUGGCCUUUGUGUUCAAGGACUGGAUUAAAGACCAGCUGAACUUCUUCAUCAACAACAACAUCAGGGCGUACCGCGACGACAUCGACCUGCAGAACCUCAUCGACUUCACCCAGGAAUACUGGGAGUGCUGUGGAGCCUUUGGGGCUGAUGACUGGAACCUGAACAUCUAUUUCAACUGCACCGAUGGCAACCCCAGCAGGGAGAAGUGCGGAGUGCCCUUCUCCUGCUGCACGAAGGAUCCCGCGGAGGAUGUCAUCAACACACAGUGUGGCUAUGAUGUGCGAGCAAAAGCAGAUUCAGAACAGAAGACAUAUAUUUAUGUGAAAGGGUGCGUGCCGCAGUUUGAGAAGUGGCUCCAAGACAACCUGACGGUGGUGGCAGGGAUAUUUAUAGGAAUUGCACUAUUACAGAUUUUCGGGAUAUGCCUGGCACAAAACCUAGUGAGCGACAUUGAAGCUGUGAGGGCAAGCUGGGUGCCCCCCUCUAUCUCUGCGCGCCGGCCUCCCCCACCGCACUCUGGCAAGAAACCCAGCGCAUACUCAUGAGGAUGUGUGUGUGUUUACCUGCCUGUUCACCUGAGGCUGCUGCCCAUUCUCACCUUCGAAGACACAGGUCUGCUUAAGCAUGCUGACACCAGCAAGGGAUGGAGCAGGGAAGGCCAAGUUCACCUUGUCUGAAAACUGUACAAAGAUUACCUGUACCGUUUGUUUUAUGAUCUGUACAUAUUAAUAAUUUUGUAGGGGUUCCAUGAGUCUUUUUUUCCAAUAUCUGUGGUGGUGUCAAACACCCUUGUGUAAGAAAUGUAAAAAAAAAACAAAAAAACUAAAAAGGCAUGGGUGGUUGUGUAAAUACACUGCAUGCCUAACAGAAUGGCAUUGGGUCUUGUGCAUUCCAUGAUGUAAAAAGUAUUUUGUUCACUCUAAUGACCAGUGUAAAGGUUGCUGUCAUAUUCCACAUUUCAGCACACAGGGGUUGGAAUAUUACAAAAAGAAUUGAUGUAAAAUACCCAGAGUUAAAUCUUCCCAGAAUUCUGUGUAUUUUCAGCUGAGGUAUUUGAGCCUAUGCCCAAAAUAGGUAGGAGGAUGGCAGUUUGUCUUCAUUUGGUAGUGUCCAGUAACGGUACCCUUCUAGACAUUUUGUCUUGAAAAAAGACAAGUGAAAUACCUUUUUCUUUGUAGAAUACAUAUGAGUUGAUUCCCAGUUAACUAAUUUGGGUAUGACAUAAAUAGACCAUACGGCUGAGGCUAAUUUCUUGCCAAACAAACAGGUUCUAAAUAGUGUUUUAAGUCUUGUGGUGUCUUGAGAAAUGUAGUUUCUUUAUAGCUGAUAAAAUGUUCAGGUUACAUUCCCUACCAUUUUGAGUAGUGGUUAAGCUCUAAGGCAAGCAGCCUAUCUGAGCCAACAUAUCCAGGAUUUCUCAUCUCUGCCUGCCGGUGUGCCAGGAACAAAGGCAAGCACUACUGAAGAGCAGCACAUCCACACCUGUGCGAAAGAGAACCCCUUCACACCCAAAGGAGGACGGGCGAGGCGUUUCCCUCACGCCGGCUCCCCCAAACUGCGCCUUCUUGCCCGCAGUGCGAGAGGAUCAAUCGGCUAUCCAGCCAGCCUCUGCAGCUUCGGCUCUGUGCACACGCAGGGCGUCCGCCAUUUUACUUUCACUGUCUGUGCUGAUUCCCCUGUGAACUAAACCCAGCCUUAUUCCUGUACCCAGUGACAUUGACUAGGAUGAUAAUAAAAAGAGAAACCAAAUUUGAA